Molecule: messenger RNA, 2072 nt
Organism: Ipomoea triloba (trilobed morning glory)
Lineage: Eukaryota; Viridiplantae; Streptophyta; Magnoliopsida; Solanales; Convolvulaceae
Product: TBC1 domain family member 13
Exons: 9
Coding region: 227-1687 (486 amino acids)
Biological process (GO): intracellular protein transport; activation of GTPase activity
Molecular function (GO): GTPase activator activity
Source: RefSeq, a predicted model, not a curated record
CACGUGACCUCACGCGAGGUAACGAGUUUCAUACUUUCCAAUCUCUCUCUCUCUCUCUCUCUAUCGACUGAUCAUCGACGAUGUGCUCCCGCGGCGACUCCGACUAGUGCAAGGACGCCGGAAACCUCCACUCACAACUUCCGAAGCCACCGGCACUACUCUCGAAAGGCCUAUAUCAACUCUUAUUUACGUUUUCUUCUUCGCUGAAAAGCCCUUCGAAAUCGAGAUGGUUAAAAAGCAAGUCCCCGAUUGGCUCAACAGCUCCCUCUGGUCCUCGCCAGCUUCUCCGCCGCCUAUCGAGUCGCCGCCGCAGCAGCGGCAACAACAACAGCCAUCAACUCCUCCGCGGUCUACACUCCGAGGUGAGGAUGCUGCCAAUCGCCCCUCCCGUUCCUCCCCCAAAUCCACGAAUUAUAGCUCUGAAUCUGCAGUCGAGCGUCCGGCGAUCGCUGUGCCUCCGCCGGCAAUUAGAACCGAGGCGCGGCGUACGAAAGCAGAAAUUAGGGAUCCGUUAAGCAGUAAUAAUAAUAAUUAUAAUUAUAAUAGUGAUGAAGACAAUGUGAGCUCCACAGGUAGCUCUACAACAUCCCCCUCACUUGCUGCCGGCGGCUCUUCGGCUGAGGAUAUUUCUCGCCAAGCUCAGCUUUGCCAAGAGCUGUCAAGGAAGAUUAUAAAUAUGGGGGAAGUUCGGAAGCUAGCAUCUCAAGGAAUACCAGAUGGAGCUGGCAUUCGUGCCACAGUGUGGAAGCUACUGUUGGGGUAUCUUCCAUGUGACAGAUCAUCGUGGCCAUCAGAGUUGGCUAAGAAAAGGUCCCAGUACAAGCAUUUUAAAGAUGACCUUUUGAUGAAUCCUUCAGAGAUUACAAGAAGGUUGGAGAAAUCUACUAUUGAUGAAUCAAAUGGUAAAGACAAGGGUUUACUCUCAAGGUCAGAAAUCACUCAUGGAGAACAUCCUUUGAGUCUUGGAAAAAAUAGCAUAUGGAAUCAAUUCUUCCAGGACACAGAGAUCAUGGAACAGAUUGACCGCGAUGUCAAGCGUACUCACCCAGAUUUGCACUUUUUCUCAGGGGAUACACCCUUUGCAAAAUCCAACCAGGAAGCUCUGAAGGAUAUACUCAUUGUAUUUGCAAAAUUGAAUCCCGGUAUAAGAUACGUGCAAGGGAUGAAUGAGCUCUUGGCGCCACUUUACUAUGUGUUCAAAAAUGAUCCCAAUGAGGAAAAUGCAGCUGCUGCAGAAGCAGACACAUUCUUCUGCUUCGUGGAACUGCUAAGUGGAUUUCGGGAUCAUUUCUGCCAGCAACUUGACAACAGUGUUGUUGGAAUCAGGUCUACAAUUACUAAAUUGUCACAGCUUCUGAAAGAGCAUGAUGAAGAACUAUGGCGUCAUCUAGAUGUGACAACCAAAGUGAAUCCACAAUUUUAUGCAUUCAGAUGGAUAACUCUUCUUCUUACACAAGAAUUCAAUUUCGCAGACAGUCUUCUUAUUUGGGACACACUCCUCAGUGACCCUGAAGGCCCUCAGGAAACCCUGCUCCGAGUCUGCUGUGCAAUGCUGAUCAUCAUUCGGAGGCGUUUACUCGCUGGUGAUUUCACCUCUAAUUUGAAACUUCUCCAAAACUAUCCGUCCACAAAUAUCAGCCACUUGCUAUAUGUCGCCAACAAAUUACGCACAAAGUCAGCUGGCUAAAUUUUCAUCCAGAAAUUCUGUGUUAUUCGCCCUUGGUAUUUGCUUGAGAAAAACAAAACAAAACAAAAAAAAAUCUUUAAAACAAAACAAAAAAAAAUCUAUAUUUUGUAACAAGAUUUAGGAUGUAAAUGUCAGUCCAGAGUUUUAGGAACCUUUUUCCUCUAUAUUUUUGUUUUGUUUUUUCUGUUCCCCAGCUGCUUGACCCAUAGCCUUAUGUUUGGACUGUUUUCUAUCAGCAAUUUGUAUUCUUUUCAUCUUUAGUUUCCAGAGUAGAGAUAACAUAAAUUGCUAUUUCCAGUUUAGUUUAAUGUACGUUACAAAUACAGACCAUUAUAAUUGUAUUACGCAUAUUUGCCUCUUUGUAUGAAUCAACGUGUUUGUAACA